Messenger RNA from Impatiens glandulifera, 947 nucleotides. RefSeq names its product thaumatin-like protein. Gene Ontology annotation, cellular component: extracellular region. Bases 61 to 816 code for a protein of 251 amino acids. The transcript is spliced from 2 exons. The record is from RefSeq and is a predicted model, not a curated record. Lineage: Eukaryota; Viridiplantae; Streptophyta; Magnoliopsida; Ericales; Balsaminaceae. Gene Ontology annotation, biological process: defense response.
AUUCAAGCUUUAAGCUGUCAAAAAACAGAAAGAGAAAGAGACUGAGAAACAGUUUCAGCCAUGGAAGCACGCUUCAUGACGACGACGACGACGAUACUCACCAUCUUCUCUCUAUUAUUCUCCAACAUUGCAGUGAGAAAGAUAUCUGGAACAACAAUCACUCUCUUCAACAAAUGCACACACCCAGUUUGGCCUGGUAUCCAGCCAGGUGCAACAUCACCAAUCCUAGCCCGUGGUGGAUUUAAACUUCAACCAAACAAGGCCUACUCUCUAAAAAUGCCCGCCGGCUGGUCGGGUCGUUUCUGGGGUCGUCACGGCUGUUCUUUCGAUGCGACCGGUCACGGAAAAUGCGCCACCGGUGACUGUGGCGGUUCACUAUUCUGCAACGGUUUAGGCGGAACACCUCCGGCGACUCUAGCCGAAAUAACUUUGGGCGCCGAUCAAGACUUUUAUGAUGUGAGUUUGGUCGACGGUUAUAAUUUGGCUAUAUCUAUAACGCCUUUUAAGGGGACCGGUCGUUGUACUUAUGCCGGUUGUGUAACGGAUCUGAACGAGAUGUGUCCGGUCGGACUUCAGGUUCGGGGGAAGGAUGGGAGGAGUGUUGUGGCUUGUAAGAGUGCGUGUUCUGCGUUUAAUUCGCCUAGGUAUUGCUGUACCGGGAGCUUCGGUAGUCCUCAGUCGUGUAAGCCGACGGCUUAUUCCAGAAUUUUUAAGACGGCUUGUCCUAGGGCUUAUUCUUAUGCUUAUGAUGACCCGACUAGUAUUUCUACUUGCACCGGUAGCAACUAUUUGGUCACUUUCUGUCCUCACCAUUGAUGACCCGACCCGGUUACCAUUGCUUGCUUCUUCAUUUAUAAUUAUUAAUCUUUUCUGGAAUUUAUAGUUGUAGUAGUGACUGACUGACUCAAGUUAAUGGUAUUAAUUAUUACUGUCUUGUUUGGUUGCCA